AUGACAGACGGCGCAAGCAGCGUUCGAGACGCGACCUCAUCACUGGCGCUGCUGCUUCCGCACUUCAGCAGCCCAGAGGACACGCCCAGCCCUACGUCGCAACCGGAUGCUCCGACCUCCCGGACCGCCAACGAGCUCAUCCGCAUCUCGCGAUCCUUCGAAGAUGUCAUCCAGAGCGGAUCGGACGAGACACUGGCUGAGAUGACCGAGCGGCACAUCCACCCUCACUUUUGCGCCCGAUUCGAUACGGCAUUCAUCGGUUCCUGGGAAGAAUACGUGAGAGUGCUGCGGAUAUGGGUCGGCUCCAAUCCAGCAUACCAGAAGAGCAUCGUCGCGACCGCUUGUAACGUCGAAGAGGAGGAGCGCGAAGCCGCAGUCUACAUUCUGAUCGAAGUUACGGGCUGGCCGGUGCAGUUGAAGCGUCUCGUCGUCAGCGUCUUGAAAUGGCGCAAGCGAAAGCGCAAAUGGCUCUGUUACGAGAAUUCGACCAUGCGAGGAAUCGAUACAUUCGCAACUGCCGAGUGA
Molecule: messenger RNA, 525 nt
Organism: Lecanosticta acicola
Lineage: Eukaryota; Fungi; Ascomycota; Dothideomycetes; Mycosphaerellales; Mycosphaerellaceae
Source: the annotation of a GenBank genome assembly